Molecule: messenger RNA, 441 nt
Organism: Chaetomium fimeti
Lineage: Eukaryota; Fungi; Ascomycota; Sordariomycetes; Sordariales; Chaetomiaceae
Exons: 1
Coding region: 121-405 (94 amino acids)
Source: RefSeq, a predicted model, not a curated record
ACGGCGUGUUUGUUUUUUAUUGUUGUAUUUUCAUUUGGCGUACAUGCAUACUUGAUAGUGCUCACCGGCAUCAUUAGAGAUGAUUUGGUGCUGGCUUUGGUUGGGCAUGGUGGUGGCGCCAUGCCAGCGAUUUCGCUUACUCCAUUUCAAUGUUUAAUAGCGAUGAUUGCGUUUACUUCUGCUUUUCCACUUGUCGUCGUGUCUUGUUCGUCUUACCGUCGUUGUCUACUUUGCCUCCCCUUGCUUAGACAUUCAUCUGUUCGGCUCACUUGGGCCAUCCACACACCCAUAUCCAUGGGGGAUCGGAGGGGGAACAAGAAGACUCUAGCGCAAGGUCUCUCUUUUUACAGGGCUCCUGCCACAUUCAACAUUUUGGUUUUUCGAUCCUCAGACUUCUCGAUAUAAAAUAACAAGAUUGCUUUCUUGAACAUAAACACUUCC